ACUAAGUGCCUCCUCUCGGGCACCGUACAUUCGCGGAAGUUCUCCCAAAUAUUAACUCAGGAGAUUGUUGUGGCGGGUUUCUCUCAUUAAUCGCUACAGAAGUUGACUUUUUGAAUGAUCAUUAUUCCCUUUUAAUUCCAGAACUUUGAAGAUGGAGGACGAAUGGGAAGAGGAGGAGCAGCUUGUAGUGGUGGAGCUCUCUGGUAUAAUCAACAAUGACUUUCUCUCCAAGUGCCGGGGCACAUGCAAGAUACUGGAUAUUGACAGUGAGAAGCCCAUGAUGCAGGUUGGACAGUAUGUGUUUGCAGGUGAAUAUGAAGACGCUUUGGGAACUUGUGUGCUGUUCGAGGAGGGACCACAGACAGCAGACAGUGGUCCAGAGCUCAAGUACAUGUGCCACACUGUGAAGAAGCUAAUGAUGCAACGAAUCUUUCUCACUGAGAAAAAAGAGGGUGAAACCAGCACAGGUCAGCCAGCUUUUUGUGUAAUCCCAACAGGAGGCAGUGACGCUGAUGAGCAUGACACAACUUGUCAGUCUACUCAAGAAGAAAAUGAAAACCAACAGGGGGAAACAGAGGAAGAGAUGCACAACACAGAUAUAGGAGGCUCAGCAGUGGGUUGAGAGGUGGAGACUUUGCUACAUUAUGAGCUUGUUGUGCACAUGUAGAGGCACUAGCAUUUGUGAGGUUAUGUGGGACUCGAACUGUUCAAAGACAGUUGGAUUUACAGACAGUUACCAGGUGUGCAAAUUUAUCCAUCAGUCUUGUACAACGUGUCACAUUGCUUUUCCAGAAACAAACAAUUGUGCGUCCUCACUGAGCCUCGGAAUCAGGAUGAUUUGAUGUUUAACACACAACAUAAAAAUGGCUAAAUGACAAUGAAAACCGGCUUUCACAAUUCAGCAAUUCCUUUCAGAUCCACAUAAUAGGGGUCUCGGGAUGGGCAGUUACAGAACUGUGGUGGGAAGCUUCAGCUUAGUGAAAGGAAGUCCUGUCAUUGUGUCUCUGAUAUUGUCAAUUUAACCAGCAUAGAGGGAGAGAAACAGAACUGCAACUAUUCUGAUAAUUAAGACAUUUUGCAAGCAAAUGUGUCAGACAUUUAGUGUUUUGAGCCUCUCAAAUUUGAAAAUUUUUUGUUACUUGUUUUACAUCAUUAUCAUGAACCGAUAAUUAAAAUAAUCUUUAGUUGCAGCCCUACACAGAAAUCUGCAUGAGCUGCAAGGUUGCUGUAGAAAUGUGCUCAAUGGACAAUGAGCCAUUUGUACUUUUAAAGAAAUAAGAGGAGCACUUAACUUAAAAACACAAAGACCUUAUUUUUCUGAUUUGUAUUAAAUUGUUUUUAUCACCCCUUUUAUGGUUACAGAUUUAGAGUGUUAAUAGCAGAAGAAAUAAAGGUGUUUUAUUUGUUAGUUAAACCAGACUCAUUGAGAUCUUGCCAUCUUUACUUUUUAAAUGAGUUUUAUUGUUCUUUUGCUGUUGUUUUGUUUUUUGAGGAUUUGUUUUUUCUCCAUAUUGUUGCAGAUUGAACUUUUGUAUACAAGGCACACAUUUGACUCUCAGGCACCAGCCCUUUUACUUUUUAAGAACUUGAUUAAAUUAAUUAAAUAAAUAACGUGGCUCCUGAA
Lates calcarifer (barramundi perch) is the source of this 1624-nucleotide messenger RNA. RefSeq names its product general transcription factor IIIC, polypeptide 6, alpha (gene gtf3c6). Lineage: Eukaryota; Metazoa; Chordata; Actinopteri; Centropomidae. The coding region runs from base 152 to 622 and encodes 156 amino acids. The transcript has 5 exons. Gene Ontology annotation, biological process: transcription by RNA polymerase III. Gene Ontology annotation, cellular component: transcription factor TFIIIC complex. The record is from RefSeq and is a predicted model, not a curated record.